AACCGUCAAAUAACAAACACUGCUGUUCUCUGACGAAAGUAGGACUGAGCAUUUACAUACAUAAGUGACUCCGUGGCGGAUCGGUGCUGAGAUAUCUCUGAGAUUCCUCUCCGAUUUGUGCUUCACAGGCCUGAUAAUACAGUCCCGCAUCGAUCUGCCAUGUAUGGUGGCUACUACGACGAUUUUGGCUACCAUGACCCUGACGAUUACCAUGACCGCGACCGUUACCAUGACUAUGGCAGGAAGAAAUAUGAACAAAUCAUGGCCGACGCGCGUUUUGAAGCCGCGGACUGGUUAAGAAGGAGGGACAGAGAACUAGAAGACGGAUACCGUAGUUUCGAAAACUACGGCCAAGGAAGCGAGCUUCUUUCUGAACUUGUCAGCCAGCGGAAGAGUGGGGAAUUGCUUGAUAUAGUGGUGGAAGUCGAGGGUAGGGAGUUCCCCUGUCACCGGGCUGUGUUGGCAUCCACGCCGUACUUCAAGGCCAUGUUGUCCUCAAACUUCGCUGAAAGUAGUUCAAGGGCCAUAAAGCUGCACGAGGUUGACUCCACCAGCUUCUGUAAGAUCCUGGACUUCCUGUAUACCGGGAAAAUCCGCAUCGGUAAAGACGACGUCCAGAACAUUCUGCAGACGGCUCAUAUGCUACAGUUGGACAAAAUUGUGCAGUACUGCCGUGAGUUCAUCCAAGACAACCUCUGCCUUUCCAACUGUCUGGGCGUCAUGCGCCUGGCCGACCUUUAUGGUCUUUCUGCCUUGAAGACGAAAGCAUGGGACAUGGCAGUGUCAAACUUCUUAGACGUCACACAGGAAGAGGAGUUCCUUAGCCUUUCCGCGCAACAGCUUGCAGAUCUACUCGGAGACGAACAUCUUAAAGUUACGAACGAAGAUGACGUUGUCAAUUCUGUGCUAAGAUGGCUCGACCAUGCCCCUGAGACCCAACAAACAGCAAUGCUAAAGAUUUUACAAGAGAUCCGUUUGUCUUGCGUGAGGGCCAGUGUGCUACAGAGGCUGGAGUCACACCCUGUGAUACAGGCGUCAACAGAAUGCCUGGCAAAGAUCACAGCAGUCAGAGAGAAACACCUCCUUGCCACACGGGUAGAAGAUACAGCUGGUCCUAGACGUGGGAUAUCGGACAACCUGGCAAUCAUUGUCGGCGGUUGGAAUGCAAACGAGGGAUUCCAAUUAAAAGGCGAACCCCCAUCAGUGGAUAGCAUAAUUUGCCUAGACCCAGAUAGCGAGCAAUACUACCACAUCAUUACCCUUCCAACGUCUGUUUCGGGUCACAUGAGCGUGGCAAGUGCAGGGAGACACCUGUACGUAUCAGGUGGGCGGCACCAUCCUGUGGUCGGCCAGGGGCGCCAACCUACCCCAUCCAGGCAAGCCUUUCGGUACGAUUUCCCUUCGGACACUUGGCUUAGGCUGCCCGACAUGCCCGACGGCUGGGCAGGGCAUCAGUCAGUAGUCGUUGACGGGAAACUCUUCCUGGUCUAUGCAAGGAGGUUUAAGAAUGUGAAAAUGGGUUGUUAUGAUCCUAAAAGGCGGGCUUGGAUAGAUGUACAUGUGCACCCUCCUUUGCGCCCUUCGUGGGACUUGACGGUAACAGCCUCCGGGGACAAGGUUGUAUUCAUCGUGCCAAAGAUCACGGAAUCCGAUGACCGCCCCAGUGACGUACAGCAAAUGGCGGAUAUUCAACAAAGCCCGGGUCGCGAAAAACUGUGUUGCCAUGCGUUUGAUGUGAACACCAAAGAUUGGCAGUACGCCGAUAUCCAGAUUGAAAGCCGAUCCGUGGAGGACGUGGAUAUCCUUACUACUACUGUCAAUGACAAGCUUUAUAUCCGUACUGGAUAUACCCAGGACUCAGACCUUUAUAUCUUCGAUGCCGAAGAGAAUACUCUAACGAAGGGUCUUUCACGGCAGUGGAAAGAGGACGUCCUUAGUGAUGGCUAUGGAUAUGUGAGCCACUACUACGGCAGUUCAUUGAGAAAGGACGUCAGGGGCAUCGUGAAUACCAUUAGCUACUGCAAGUUUGGAGACAACCACAGCACAAGGCCGACGUUUGGAGGCCACCACAUCCCCACAAGGCCGACGUUUGGAGACCCCCACAUCCCCACAAGGCCGACACUUAGAGGCCGCCACAUCUCCACAGGGCAGACGUUUGUAGAACGGGAUACGCCGCUUCCGUUUCCCAUAUUCGGCCAUUGCUUCCUCCAGACCAAGAAGAGCAGUAUCGGGUGGUACUCCCGGGACCUUGUAGUACUGGGGAAAGACGGCAAACGAGAGCAGGGGUCACUCAGUGAGCCUACUGGAGCUACGAGCUCUGAUACAAGGGUGUUAACCCCUACACUGGCCCGAAGAAGGAGAGACAUGUACAGAGAAUCAGAUGACGGCCCCCUUGUCGACGUCUAUGGAUACGACUAUGAUGAAUUGGACCAGAUAAGUACUAUGACCUUGACUGAUUCUGCACCUGAUAACCCGUGCUACGACAGUCCAAGGCCGCCAGUACUCCCACCAUAUCGCAGAAGGUGCUACAUGGAAUCUGAUGACAGUACGCCGCCGCCAGUACGUAUACCACCCCCACGUAUACCACCCGCCCCCUACAUACGUAUACCACCCCCACCAUACAUGGAAUCUGAUGACGGCUCCCGUCUCUAUGCAAACUACCUCCAUGGGGUCAAGCAUACCCAUCUUGCUAAACUUGACAACCAGCGAAAGGCUAGGAAAUUCCUUGACGUGAUGGUACAAGUCGAUGGUAGGGAGUUUCCCUGUCACCGGGCUGUGUUGACAUCCACGCAGUACUUCGAGACCAUGUUGUCGUCCAACUUCUCUGAGAGUAGUUCUGGGGUCAUACAGCUGCGUGAGAUAGACUCUAACAGCUUCUCCAAGAUCCUGGACUUCCUGUAUACCGGGGAAAUCCGCAUCGGUCAAGAUGACGUCCAGGACAUUCUGCAGACGGCACACAUGCUACUGUUGGACAAAAUUGUGCAGUACUGCCGUGUGUUCAUCGAGGACAACCUCUGCCCGUCCAACUGUCUGGGCGUCAUGCGCCUGGCCGACCUGUAUGGUUUUUCUGUCUUGAAGAAGAAAGCAUGGGACAUGGCAACGUCAAUUUUGUCAGACUUCUCAGACAUCGCACAAGAUGAGAGGUUCCUUACCCUUUCGGCACAAGAGCUCUUAGUUUUACUCGGAGAUGAGUUCAAGCAUCCGAGAGUUACGAAUGAGGACGAUGUCGUCAACUCUGUGUUAAGAUGGCUCGACCAUGACCCUGAGAAACGUCAAAUAGCAAUCCCAAUGAUAUUUCAAGAAAUACGUCUGUCUUGCGUGAGGGUCAGCGUGCUACAGAAGCUGGAGUCACACCCUUUGAUACAAGAGUCCGCAGAAUGCCUGGCAAAGAUCACAGCAGCUAAGGAGAAACAUCUCGGUACACAGGUAAAAGGAGAAGAUGCAAGUGUUCCUAGACGCGGGAUAUCGGACGAUCUGGCAAUUAUUGUCGGUGGUUGGAAGGCAGUCGGUGGAAAGCCAAUAAUAAUUUGCUUUGAACCAGACUGUCAGCAAUACUACCACAUCACCACCCUCCCAACACCUGCUUCUGAGUACAUGAGCGUGGCAAGUGCAGGGAGACACCUGUAUGUGACAGGUGGGCGGGUCCAUCCCGUGGUCGGCCAGGGUCCCAAAUCUUUCUCCAGGCAAGCCUUUCAGUACGAGUUCCCUUCGGACACUUGGCUAAGGCUGCCCGACAUGCCUCGCGGCUGGGCAGAGCAUCAGUCAGUGGUCGUUGACGGGAAACUCUUCGUGGUCUACCAGACGUCUUUGAUGACCAUGGGCAUGGAUUGCUAUGAUCCUGAAGAGGGGGCUUGGAUGUACAUAAACGAGCGACCAUCACUGGGCCCUUCAUCAAAAUGGAUGGUAACAGCAUCCGGAGACAAGGUUGCUAUUAUCGUGUCAAAGGCAAAGAUCAUCCAGCGAAGAAAGUACCCUUGGGGGUGGGGGCCGUCUUG
This is a messenger RNA of Branchiostoma belcheri (Belcher's lancelet), 3995 nucleotides long. RefSeq lists its product as uncharacterized. The transcript has 3 exons. The record is from RefSeq and is a predicted model, not a curated record. Lineage: Eukaryota; Metazoa; Chordata; Leptocardii; Amphioxiformes; Branchiostomatidae. Gene Ontology annotation, molecular function: protein binding. The annotation marks the transcript as partial.